GGGCGAAGUCAAAGCAGGAUGUCAAAUGAUAAUUCAUUAUUCACAUAUUAAGAAAUUUGAAGCGACAAAAAGACCUGUUAUAUUCUUCAUAAUACCUCCCACAACGAAUGAAUGAUGAAGCCGCAUCUUUUUUUUUCCUUUGCAUUUGCUUGUAUAGCGCAAGCCAAGUCUAUGUUUUCCAACAAAAUUCAAGUAGUUAUUAUUGGACAAGAUUAUUCGCUAAAGAAUAACAGUUUUUCUGAGUUUGUUCACGCAAAAAACGUCAGCGAUGGCUUAAGUUUUAAUUUUACAAUCAUGAACGUUCUCGGGGCGUCGUAUAAAGAAACGACGGACGAGUUUUGCAGAAAUUUGAAGAACACUGGAGUUUCUGCGAUUGUUUCGCUGAACAUUUCGUCACAUCCUAAAUAUAUUGAUAUUUACGCAAGUUACAUAGGAAUUCCUGUGAUAAAGUUAUUCAACAAUCCAUUUAAACAAGAUGUUGUCAGGCAGGAUCGAAACACCCAACUUUACCUGGACUCAGAUUCUGUUCUGCGAUAUGUGGUUAUCACAAAACUUUUAAAGAAAUACAGCAGAAACGAUCGAGUCGUUGUGAUUUCAAAUGAAAACCAAUCAACGUGGGCGAAGAAGCUAGUUGCUGGGAUUCGGAAAACCAGGAAUUCAGUGAACGAUGUUAUUUUAAAUCUUACUAUAACUAAAAACGAGGAGAAUUAUUUCAGGACUUUAAGAACUAUUCAUUCUUUGAAUGUAAAAGCUGUUGUCCUCUUGAUGAAGAAAAUCUCGCGUUGGAUUUUAUGGAUGUCGCACAACAAGUUGGAUUUGUAGACAUUGAUUGCAUAUGGAUUGUAGAGCACUCUCUUCAUGGAAGAAAACGAAUACCGCUUUUGGGAAAACUUCUUGGAGUAAGAUUGCCCCGAGAAUCCUUCAGCAAUGAUAGAUCACAAUGGCAGCGCGAGGCGUUGUUCAAUGAUUCUAUCAAAAUUCUGAGUAAGGCGUUUCAAAAUGUAAGCAAUGCAGAGUUUGAAAUCACAUCACCAAGCAAUUCGUGUACUUCAACGAGCCAUUGGCUGCUAGGAACAUCGUUGUACAGGUUUAUGAAACUUGUUCGCAUUGAUGGCGACACUGGUUGGAUAGAAUUUGAUGGUCAAGGUUACCGAACUAAUGUGGAAUAUGAAAUCGAUUACUUUCUUAAAAAUGAAAAUGGAACAACCAUCAGAAUGAUUUUAGGCCAAUAUCAUAACAACAAACUAGAUAUAUACCAUGAAGGCUGGCCACCUGCAGAGAAAAAACUUGAUAUACUGGAAACUAAAAUUGCAGAAAACUUGCCAUUGAGGAUCACAGUUCAGUUGCAAGAACCGUACGUUAUGAUACAAGAGAACUCCGCUCAUAACUCCUCGGAUGAUACGUGUGCAUUAGGUUUACCUUGUGUUGGAUCUGACGGGAAAAAGUCUUGUUGUUUCGGGUAUUGUAUAGACUUGUUGAAAUUACUUAUGAGAGACAUCGGAUUUUCUGUGAGAAUUCAUAUUGUUAAAGAUCGUAAAUAUGGCGCUUUAGACGAAACUACGGGACAAUGGUCAGGUCUGAUAGGUGAAGUUUCUCGCGGUGAAGCAGAUAUGGCGGUAUCAGAUUUAACUAUCAAUGAACAGCGUUCCAAAGUAGUUGACUUCACACAUCCAUAUAUGGACGCAGGUAUGGCUGUUAUGGUUAAAGUGUCACGUCGUGAGAAGAAUAAUUGGACAGGCUUCAUGGAUCCCUUUGCUGCAUCCUUGUGGAUCGCAAUAAUUGUUUGUAUCAAUACGACACUUCUCAUUAUGUGGUUACUGGAGAGAUAUAGCCCGUAUGGUCAGAGAUCACGUGGAAAGGUUUUGAAAAGAAGUAAAGAACAUUCUUUUGGUUUUGUUCAGGCUAUUUGGUUCACAUGGAGCCUGGUUUUUCAAACUUUUGAUGUUGGUUCAAAACCAAAAAGCUUUUCUUGUCGUAUUUUGGCGUUGUCUUUUGCGUUCAGCAUGCUGAUUGUCAUAACCAGUUACACCGCCAAUUUAGCCGCUUUCCUCGUGGUGGAAGAGGAGAUAUUGCCUUUGAAUGAUGCUGGGAUACGAGAUCCCAAGCUUCGGAAUCCCCAAGUGGUUUUCGAAUCGCGACGGUUAAAGACUCGAGUUUUGAAAGAUUCUUUCAAGCUACAGACGAUCCCAUGCUAAGCCGAGUUUGGAAAUAUAUGAAACCCAACAAUGUGGAGGAUUUUGUAGCUGCAAUAAAACAAAUGAAUUUCAAAACCCUCCAAGCAUUUGUCUCAGAUCAACCGACGCUUGAGAAUUUCGCGGCGAAAAGUAAAGAUUGUUCCUUCAAAAUUGUAGGAAAACCGUUCUUCCAAUCUGGAUUCGGUCUUGCCGUACGAAAGAACUCUUCUUUCACUUUCAAGGUUUCCCAACUAUUGAUGCAAUAUGAAGAUUAUGAUAUUUCACGGACAUUAAAACGUCGAUGGUUCGUGGGACAAUGCAGCGCAAUGAAUGGUGAUGAAAAUGCGCUGUUUGCACGAUUGUCUAUUGCCGACUUGAGUGGAUUGUUUCUCGCCAUUUGUAUCGGAGUUGUUAUUUCAUUGCUAUUUUUUACUUUGCAGUAUUUUAAAAUUGCACUCGGCCGGGUAUCAUCGCAUUAUAUAAUCCGUUAAAAUGAUUGACUUUAUAACAAAUAUCUCUCUCGAUCUCUCUAACAAAUAGAUCAGACUGGAUGAAGCAGGUGGAAUAAGUCCGCCGUCCAUGCACUGUCUGAAAGAUUUAAACUUAGAUGAACACACUUGCCUAAGCUUGUAAUUUUGUGAUGAGAGAAAAAAAAUAUCAACGUGUACUGUGCCCAUAUUAUCUGUUCGUGAUAUGGAAAUUAUAUUUUAUAUACAGAAAGGGUUGGGAAUAAGAGAACUGGCACUGGUAGAAUGUCAAUAGUUUUUUGCGGUUGAUUUUUAGGAAAUCUUAGUUUUUCUUUCAACAUAAUCUAUGCGCAAAUAACAUAUAUUAUCGAUGUGUUAAGUUAAAAACAAUUUUCAAGACCGAGUGUUUUCAGAAUGUAGCUUAUUUCACCUGGUGCGGCUAAACUGAGAUAACGUUCGCCUCGGGAUUUUUUAAGCUCUCGUAGUUUUUCAUUUAAAAAUUUCCAAGUGACGCGAAAGAACGUCACUGAUUCUUCAUUUGUAAUAGACUCGACUAGCCGAAGGUUAUUAUUAUAAGAAUAUUUAAUGAAGCGCUCCAUUAACGUACUUUUU
Molecule: messenger RNA, 3253 nt
Organism: Dendronephthya gigantea
Lineage: Eukaryota; Metazoa; Cnidaria; Anthozoa; Malacalcyonacea; Nephtheidae
Product: glutamate receptor ionotropic, NMDA 1-like
Exons: 5
Coding region: 792-2195 (467 amino acids)
Biological process (GO): monoatomic ion transport
Cellular component (GO): plasma membrane
Molecular function (GO): glutamate-gated receptor activity
Source: RefSeq, a predicted model, not a curated record